Messenger RNA from Ooceraea biroi (clonal raider ant), 793 nucleotides. RefSeq names its product histone H2A. Gene Ontology annotation, molecular function: protein heterodimerization activity; DNA binding; structural constituent of chromatin. Gene Ontology annotation, cellular component: nucleosome. Lineage: Eukaryota; Metazoa; Arthropoda; Insecta; Hymenoptera; Formicidae. The record is from RefSeq and is a predicted model, not a curated record.
AUUAUACCAAACUAAAAGAAAUAUUUAAAAGAAAUAUUUUUGAGCACGUAAAAGGGUUACAACAGUCUCAACAGAGCUGUAAUAUAGAGUGCGGUUUACUUAGCGCUACAAACGCCUCAAAACGCUUGCUAUCCUUUUUUACUUGAAAGACGAAAAAGGAUGGAGUAUUUCGAAGCAGUCGCAGGGCUACGCGACGCAGCCGUGGCUAGAUGCAACCUGCAGCGCGCCAAUCAGAGGGCAAGGAGUGACCGCGCGUUCCUAUUGGUGGCGACGUGCUACUCGCGUAGCGUAUAAAAGGACAGCGCCAUUCGAGGGCCGCCACAACUCUCUUGCUUCUCGUACAGUGAGUGUCUCCGUGUUAAUCGAGCGAAGAUGUCUGGACGCGGCAAAGGCGGCAAAGUUAAGGGAAAGGCGAAGUCUCGCUCUAACCGGGCGGGAUUGCAGUUCCCCGUGGGCAGGAUUCACCGAUUGCUGAGGAAGGGAAACUACGCCGAGCGAGUCGGCGCUGGUGCUCCGGUUUAUCUGGCCGCGGUCAUGGAAUACCUCGCCGCUGAGGUAUUGGAAUUGGCUGGCAACGCGGCCCGCGACAACAAGAAGACCAGGAUCAUCCCCCGUCACUUGCAACUUGCGAUCAGAAACGACGAGGAAUUGAACAAAUUGCUGUCUGGCGUGACUAUUGCCCAGGGUGGUGUCCUGCCGAACAUCCAAGCCGUGCUACUGCCGAAGAAGACCGAGAAGAAGGCAUAAUCGCAUAACUCGAAUCCUACUACAAAUGGCCCUUUUUAGGGCCACA